This is a messenger RNA of Phytomonas sp. Hart1, 1158 nucleotides long. Lineage: Eukaryota; Euglenozoa; Kinetoplastea; Trypanosomatida; Trypanosomatidae. The record is from the annotation of a GenBank genome assembly.
GGUGCACUUACAGUUACAGUCUCAGAUAACCUUUUUUUUUGUCAAAUUCUAAAAAUAAUGCCGAAAUCCUGGGUUUUGGACAUCUCGCAUAAAGCGAUUGAGCGACUAAAUAGGAAGCAAUUCUGGAAACUCAUAAGGGCGAUUAUAAAUCUACCUCCACCUGUAGAGGCAGCCGCGCUUCGAGAGGCUCUGCGCGAAUUAGGUAUAUUCAUUUCUGAUAGUAACUACGCAGAUUUGUGUGAAUCGUACGGUGAGCUUAACGUGAAUGUGCCUGAAUUAAUUAAUGAGAUUUUUGAGUUAUUUUCCCCUCGACGCCGUUAUGUGUUAAAUUUAAUUUUAAAGAAAAUUGAUCCAAAGUGUACAGGACUCAUCCCGUUGGAAACUAUAGACCUAGAGUACGACACAAUGCGACACCCAGAUGUUUCGAAUCAUAUGCGAGAUCCUGAUGAAGUGAAGAUGGCGUUCACGAAUGCUUUUGAAGGAGCAGGAAAUUUUAGUGACGAUAAUAAAUCUCAGCUGAUCAUGGCGGAGGAACUCAUGGGUUACUACUUAGGUAUUUCCCUUACAACACCAAAAGACGAAGACUUUGAACUACGUUGUAUCCGAUCGUUCUCACUAGACCGCCCAAAGGUUGUUAUAAGCAGCGAUGACAUUGAACGUGAAAUUUUAGGUUCACGUGCGGACUCUAAAAUGAGUCGCUUGCUGGGUCAAGGUUCAUCUCAUCCGUUGUACACUACAUCCAACAAUGAGUAUGGUAGGAAUAGCACAUCCAAAGAUGCGCAAAGCGUCUGCUCAAAAUACGGCUUGUCACAUAAGUUCACAAAAAGCAUUCUUUGCCAAUUUAAUGGGGCUACUUCUAUGAAUAUGUAAAGUGUAGGAAAGAUAUUUUUACUUUAACUCCAAAAGUAAAAUAGUAGAAAACAGUUUGUAAUUACUCCAUGAUACAAUGCAGCGAAUAGUGUGGUACUAAUCUGAUUUUAUUAUUUCUUUAAAUUAGACUUCCUGAGAAAAAGUGAUGUAAAAUUAUUUGGGUUUAAAGGGAAAUGCAACGAAAAAAAGGACGCGUUAUCAAAAUUGUUUCUAAAUAAAGAUAUAUCAUUGCAUUUGUUUGGACUAUACCGCUGGUACCUUAUUGGAGAUUUUGUAUUAUUAGUUUUA